This is a messenger RNA of Prionailurus viverrinus (fishing cat), 972 nucleotides long. RefSeq names its product keratin-associated protein 10-2. The transcript is spliced from 4 exons. Bases 218 to 637 code for a protein of 139 amino acids. The record is from RefSeq and is a predicted model, not a curated record. NCBI's taxonomy places the organism in Eukaryota, Metazoa, Chordata, Mammalia, Carnivora, Felidae.
UGGCCAGGGCCAGGCUGGGGCCUGCGAGGGGGGCGCCGCCCCGAAUCCCCCGGACCCCCGACCCCACUGUCCCGACCAGUAGCCAUCGUUCGGCCUCAGUUUCUCCAAACUGGGCGGGGGGUAUCGGGCACCCCAGUCCAAUGGCCCCUCUCAGCCUCUGAGACCCAGGACUUUCUCUCCUCUGCAGCUCCUGGACUGACCGGCGCUGUCCUGCCCCAUGGACGCCUCCUCUAGCCCGUGGAACCCAACCCCGGCUCCCGUCAGCAGUCCCUCCCUGCUGCUCCCCAUCCCCGCCAUCGUCUUCAUCGCUGUGGGCAUCUAUUUGUUGCUGCUCGGUGUAGUGCUGCUGACGAGACACUGCCUGCUGGCCCAGGGCUGCUGCACGGACUGCAGCUCCCCCUGCAGGAAGCAAGGCGCUUCCCGGCCCCAGGACUGUUGCUGGACCUGUGCGGAAGCCUGCGACUUCCCUCUGCCCAGCCCUGCCCGCUGCCUGGAUGCCUGCUGCCCCCAGCCCACCGAAGCUGGUUGGGCCUCUCGCUGCCCUCGCUGCUGCCCACUCUGCGACUGUGCCUGUGCGUGCCAACUUCCUGACUGCCAGAGCCUCAACUGUCUCUGCUUUGAGAUCAAGCUCCGAUGAGGACCCGGAGUCCUUGCCCUUUGGGGAGCGGCCAACCUCCUGGGCCCACAUGUCCCUUUCCCUGAGGGGCGACUGGACACCCUUCUCUAGGCCACAAAUGGCCUGCCCAGCUCAUCAGCCCGGGAACCAGCUGUGGAGAGCCUGGCAUCCUGCAGAGCAGGACUCAGAGAGCCCUUGGCCCGCUGGACUGCAACCCCUUUGGGGGGCCAGGAGGGAGAGGGGCUAGUGCUCUGGCAGGUGCCCCUCCCCGCCUCUCCUCCUCCCCACAUAAACUGUUAAAAUUGAAGGUGAGGGUGGGAGACACUACUCACCACAGACCACAUUAUGGGACAAAC